GCGGAGGAGCUGCUCCCUGAGUGCAAGUCCGUGGACUCUGUCAGAGAUUCUCAAGUCGGAGCAGAGGUGGCUGGCGGGCCCACCCGAUUCCUUUCCACUGCCUGCUUUUUCGGACAGGAGUCACGGCUGCUCUGAGGGGCAUAGUCCCGGACACCAGGGUGCCACGCACGCGCUGAAGCCCCUAGUACUCUCAAGGCUUCCAGCUAAUCAUGCCCCAGCCGCCCGCAGCUGCCUUGCCGCUGCCCGUGCUGCUGCUGCUGCUGCUGCUAUUCCUGGUGGUGCGGACGCCGACCCCGGCUGGCGCGCGGCCAUCCCUAGGCCCCGAUUACCUGCGGCGCGGCUGGCUACGGCUGCUGGCGGAGGGCGAGGGCUGCGCUCCCUGCCGGCCAGAAGAGUGCGCCUCGCCGCGGGGCUGCCUGGCCGGCCGGGUGCGCGACGCGUGCGGCUGCUGCUGGGAAUGCGCCAAUCUCGAGGGCCAGCUCUGCGACCUGGACCCCAGUGCCCACUUCUACGGGCGCUGCGGCGAGCAGCUUGAGUGCCAGUUGGACGCUGGUGGCGACCUGAGCCGCGGAGAGGUGCCCGAGCCACUGUGUGCCUGCCGCUCGCAGCGCCCUCUCUGCGGUUCCGACGGCCGCACCUACGCUCAGAUCUGCCGCCUGCAGGAGGCGGCCCGCGCUCGGCCGGACGCCAACCUCACCGUGGCGCACCCCGGGCCCUGCGAAUCGGAGCCCCAGAUUGUGUCACAUCCAUAUGACAUUUGGAACGUGACGGGGCAGGAUGUGAUCUUUGGCUGUGAAGUGUUUGCCUACCCCAUGGCUUCCAUCGAGUGGAGAAAGGACGGCUUGGACAUUCAGCUGCCAGGGGAUGACCCCCACAUCUCUGUGCAGUUUAGGGGUGGACCCCAGAGGUUUGAGGUGACGGGCUGGCUGCAGAUCCAGGCUGUGCGUCCUAGCGAUGAGGGCAUCUACCGCUGCCUGGCCCGCAAUGCCCUCGGCCAGGUCGAGGCCCCAGCUAGCCUGACAGUGCUCACACUGGACCAGCUGAACUCCACAGGCAUCCCCCAGCUGUCAUUCCUGCACCUGUUUUCUGAGAAGGAGGCUGAGAGUGAAGAGGCCGAGGAUUACUACUAGGUCCAGAGCCGUGGCCCAUGGGGGUGGGUGAGUGGGGAUAGUUUUCAACCCUGCUUUUGAAAAGAUCUGGAAAGGGGGAGCAGGGCCCCUUCACAGAUUGCUUUAAUGCCCUUAGUAGGGGAGAUGUGAUGGUGGUGGGAGAGACAAAAGUUGGAGGGUAAGGAGAGAGGCAGAGACUAGGGGAGGUGGGAUGCAGAGGGGCCCAUGCAGGAGGUGCUCUGGCCGGGACAGUCUCCUGUGUGGACCAGCCAGGCAUUAGGCAAUAGCUGCCUGCUGGUCUCUAGGCUGAGUGGCGGGUGGGGGGUAGGGGUGGGGAGGAGUGGAGCUGACACAAGGGAUGCAGACACCAGGAUCCUCCACUUCUUUCCAGCAGCCCUCCCUCCAGCUCUGCUCAGCCAGUCUCCUGACUGCCCUUCUGCACAGCUCCUGCUGUUAUUUUUCUAGGCCCCAGUCUUUGCCUAACCUCAGUCUACCCUUUCUUGAAACUCACCUUCUAGAAAAUUUCCCCCUCUCUUAGUCCCAGUUGCACAUACUAACUGCAAUUCUCUUUGCUGUUUGCCAUCUGCUGUCCAGGAAGGCACGAUGGAGCAUGGUUUAGCUCAGUGCACUAAGAUGGGCAUUUGGGCAUGUCUGAUUUUCCUGUCAUUCUGGGAACUCCAUGAGGGCAGUACCAUAUAUUAUACCACUUUGUACUGGACGAUGCCUAGCACAAGACUAGGCACAGUAGGCACACAAUAAAGAUUUAUGAACAAACUGAGACAGAUGUUUCAUGCAGAUUUGCACACAGAGACCGCAUUUCUCUGGGAUGCCUCCCAGGGUAGUAGGACUCUGGCUUCCAGAAGCUGUAGGUCCUGCUCUCUAAGCACAUGCCUGCCAGAUGUAGAGGAAGCUUGAGCUGGGGCCUCCCCCUGCCCCAGGCAGGAAGGUUGGAGCCAUCUGGUCGGGAGGGAGGGUAUCCUCCCAGUCUGCACUCCAUUGGGGCUGGUCUGGAGAUAGAGUGCCUGCCCCUCUGUCCCCUCCCCAGGCAGAGUGGGAAACCAGAUCUAUGUGGGUAGGACCCAGUAUGAAAGCAUAAACUGGGUGGAGGAGGGGAGAAGUUUGGUCACAUGUAUCGGCCGCACCCUAGGAUUUCCCUAUGAAGCCGCCCAUUUCCCAGCCGAACCCAGACAAAAUCAUGGUAAGCUUGUUUUCUCGUCUGCCCCAACUGUGACUUGUCUUCUCUGGCUGGAGGUGCCUCACAGAGCCGUACUCUUUUGCUCCCGAAAUCUCUCUCCACACUCCCCUUACCUAGCCCAGGGACACUGGUGAGGCGUAGUGUUUAUUGACUGACUAAAGGAGAAAAUGAAAGCUUAAGUUGGCGAGGCCAAGACCCCCGUGUGUGGGUGUCGAAGGCCUCCUACGCGCCUGGGUUCCACCCGAAGCCUGGCGCCACACGACGGGAGAAGUUGCAGUUGACUCGGUGUCUGAGCUUGUCCUCUGGGGCCCAACGUAGGGAGCCCGGCCUCUUGGGAGGGGCGUGGCCCAGACCCCAACCCAAGGGCUUGGCUGCCCCUCCCGCAGAACCUCAGGACUCGUCCAGAGACUAAGCCAGAGGACAGCUCUCGUUGCCGAGUCCUGGCUGGAGUCCGGCGUUUCCAGGAGCAGCACUCAACAGCUCGAGCGGGUUGGAUACUCGGGGUGAAUUCUAAGUCGACCGCGAAAGUAGGGAUAGGGAUGUGAGCAGUAUGGUGGGGGCAGGAGGGUCAGGCCGUUCAGCGUCCGGCCCAGAAGGAGGUCUGCUCCGCGCUGAAAGAGGGGACUGGGGUCUGGGUCCCGCAGCAGCCAGGGAAUCCGCCCCUGACUUGUUCUUCGCCGGCGACUCCCGGCCAGCUGGGCUCGAAGGCGCCCCCUGGCGGGCCCAUCGAUCCUACCGCGCCCACCUGCAGAGCAGAGGCUCCGCACGAUCCUAGAGGGUCACACGCAUCCCCCAGAACCCGUACUCCUCCAUCACUUUUGCAGACUUUACAGGAUGUUCAAGUGCAGCCUCCUUAUAGCCUCAGUUUCCCCCUGCGCGGUGCUACAGGUUCAGGCCCCACAGCCUUGA
Molecule: messenger RNA, 3213 nt
Organism: Mesoplodon densirostris (Blainville's beaked whale)
Lineage: Eukaryota; Metazoa; Chordata; Mammalia; Artiodactyla; Ziphiidae
Gene: KAZALD1
Product: Kazal type serine peptidase inhibitor domain 1
Exons: 5
Coding region: 210-1130 (306 amino acids)
Biological process (GO): regulation of cell growth; regulation of signal transduction
Cellular component (GO): extracellular region
Molecular function (GO): insulin-like growth factor binding
Source: RefSeq, a predicted model, not a curated record